Molecule: messenger RNA, 5445 nt
Organism: Besnoitia besnoiti
Lineage: Eukaryota; Apicomplexa; Conoidasida; Eucoccidiorida; Sarcocystidae
Exons: 10
Coding region: 1-5445 (1814 amino acids)
Source: RefSeq, a predicted model, not a curated record
AUGCGCGCCUCGGGGCUUCGCCUCCCUCCGCCGUGUUGUUACGGCGGGGCGGCGUCGGCAGCUGCGUCUCCCGCCCCAGUCCCCCGUCUGAGCGUCUCUUCUCGCGUUUCGUCUGCGCGCCUUCCAGCUUCUCGAUCUUCUCCCUCUCCGAUAUAUCUCUCGUCUCUCGCUUCCUCCGCCUCUUCUGUCGCCUCUGUGCUACCCGCGUCGGCGCUGUCCUCUCGUCUCCCCUUCCCUGUGGCGGCGGCCUCUGCGGCGUCGUCUCACUCGGUGGGCGUCCCUCGAGCUCGUUCUCUCGCGUCAGCCUCCUCUCCGCCGCCUCGCUCUUCGUCUGCCUUGCCGUUAGCGCCGCAGUCGAGUAAAGUCGACGCACUCUCCGAGGUCUCUGAGCGCUUUGAAGAGGCCUUCGAAGAAACGGGUCUCGGGCAAGACGAGUAUGGCGCACUCUCGGAUUCGCCGGCGGCCUUCGUCUUCCGCGUUAAACCUGGGACUGCAGACAAGCGAGCAAGUCUCGCAAAACAGAGCAAAAUCAGGCGCGCGGCAAGCUACUUCCUUCCAGCGGAGUCGGCGGACGCCGCUUCAGUCCCUGCGUUUUCGGCGCGGAAGAAGCGCGCCUCACGCUUCUCACUCGAGGGGCUUAAGGUGGACGAGGGCCCGUACCAGAAGUCGCUGUGGGAGGAACUCAAGGAGGAGGAAAAACGCAGCCAGCAGAACCGCGAGAUCCGCGAGGCGCGGCGCACGGUGCGCAUUCUCGGCGUGACUGCGUCGGCGGCUUUGAUGCGCGACAGCGACCUCGGGGGAGACGCACAGAAUGCGGCCGCGAGUGCAUUUCUGCGAGAUGACCGCGCGGAAAUCGAGGACGAAGAGGUGGCGGUCGAGGGAGACGGCGGGACGCGCGCUGUGCCCCCCCGCCGCGCCUGGCAGGGCCUCGACGGCGACGCAGCCGCGCUGCUGCAGAAGGAAGAAGACUGGGUCCGACGCAGGAGGGAGAAAGACGAGCGGAGACAGAGCUACAGAGGCGUGAGGGAGGAAGAGGUCGCCGACGCGCAGGCGGCGCGUGCGUUUCUGCGCGGGAAGAAGCCCCGCAGCCUCGGCGGCGGCGCGCUGCUGGAGGGCGAAGAGCCGAGGCUUAUGGCCGGAAGGCCGAGCGGGGAGGUGGACGACGCUUACCCCACGGUGACGGCCUCACGGGGACGGUCCUCGAUCGAGAAGACGCAGAGAAGGCGCGAGGAAGAAGAAGAGCGGCGGCUGGCGGAAGCCAUGAAAGAAGACGAGAAGUCUGCGACGGCCGCGAGCCUGGGGAGUCCCGCAGAGCAGAUGCGCUGGCUAGCCGACCUGGAAGAGCGCGAAGGCAUCAAGGGCGGCAUCCAAGUCCUGCAGCGGGUCCGCACCAGAGAAGAGGAAGAAGAGGCGCGGAGAAGCGAAGAGGAAGAGGAAGAGGAGGAUGCGCGCGACCCAUUCGAGGCUCCGGAGGAAGUGCAUCACGGCGAGCGGAGGCGGGUCACGCGCGGGCGCCGUCGUCGCGGGAGCGAGAAGGCAGAGGCCAGCGGACACGAAGAGAGCGCGGAUGCGGAAGACGUGGCGCCGGGGGGACAGGACAGGCGCCGAAGCGUCGAGACGCUGCUCGGCGAACCAACUCGGGGAUACCGACGCGCUCGGGAGGGGGGGAAGGGGGAAUCCGGCGCUGUCGCUGCGCGCGAGUUUCCAUCUUCUCUCUCGCCGUCUUCGUCUUCCACUCGGCCUUCGCCCCGCGAAUGCGGACUGCGGGAGCGCAGGAGGGGAGAAGAAAUCGACGCGUUCAGUCCGGAGAAGUUGGUGGAGGAGAUGACGAAAGUGAAGCGAGAGAUCUGGACCGAGCUUUCUCCGCAGCAGCUUCAAAUCCAACUGAAGAUCGUCAGGGCCAAGUCCGUCGGUCAGGUUCUUGCGGCGAUCGAAAGCGCGUCACAGCAAGCUCCUGAGCCUCCUCCUCCUCCGCGCUCUUCAUCCGGAGACCUUCCUUUAAUCGACGACUUGCCUUUGAUCAACGACUUGUCUUCGGCUACCUCCUCUGUGCCUGUCAAGUCGGGUUCCGCGUCUUCCGGCGCCCUUCCGGACUCACUCCUCUCCUCCGCACCCGCGCUGCCCCUCUCCUUCUCCGCGUCUCUCGCGCCGUCGCCCCUGUCGGCCCCGCUGGCGUCCACGCUGCAUCACAUGAGCAUGGUGACGGCCUGUCACAAGCUGGGGCGUUUGGCGAGUCCGGCGCAGGCUCUGUCUGUGAAGAAGGACGAGCGGUUUCUCGCGCUCUGCGAUGCGGCGGAGGCGGCGCUUCCGCGGAUCUCCGUCGGCGGCCAGUGUCUUCUUCUGUGGGGCCUCGUGCGGCUCGAGUAUGCGCCGCGCUGGCUGCCUGAGCUCCUGCGCCGUUGCACCGCUGGCGUGCCUCACAUGAGCGUCAAGCAGCUCGCCUGCGCGCUGUUCUGCGUCAGCAAACUCGCGUUCCCCGUGCGAGACGGCGUAGCGCUCCAGGCGGCGCUGCUCGACGCGCUCAAGCACGGGCCCCACCUUGCUGCCGCUGUCCCUCCGGCUGCGGCUCCAGCGUGCCUUCCUGCGGCGACGGCGCUCGUCCCUCGGGAGGCCGACGCACACGACGCGGAAGACGCAGAAGCCGAAGGAGGAGCUCAAGGGGCGCGAGGCGACGAAGAGGGCUUUUCGGCGCGUGAGGCGUGUCCAGGGACCCUCGCGUGCAUCUGCGGCUCCCUCGCGCGCCUGCGCGUGAAGGACCAAGCUCUGUUCCUUCAGCUCGCGACCGCAGUGCGGCACGCGGUGCCGGCGAUGUCUGGUGGCGAACUCGCGCUCGUUGGCUGGGCCUACGGCACGGUGGGCUUCGUUGACCGAGGCCUCUUCCAAGACCUCAAACGCGAGCUGGAGACGCGCAUCGACGGCUGUGCGGCGCGAGAAAUCGUCACACUCGCGUGGGCGUUCGCCAGAGCGGGGGAAGCCGACCAGGACUUCUUUCGACUGACGAUCGCGCCGGCGAUCCGCGCCUUCAUCGGCGACCUCCGCGCCAAGGAGCUCGGCCUCCUCGCCUGGGCGUACGGAGAAGUCGGAGUAGUGGAUCAGGAUUUCUUUGCAGACUUGAACUACGCGAUGCUGCCCAAGGUGAAGCACUUCACGCCGCACGACAUCAUGCUGAUAGUGCCGACGUUCGCGCAGCUGGGCUUCGGCAGCCGCGAGCUGCUUCGCGCCCUGCAGAAGCAGACGCUCAAGGUGCUCCCGGCGUUUUCUCCGCUUCAGCUGUCGCGGACGAUUUACGGCUUUGGCCUCGCGGCGACGCUCGUCCCCGAUGCGCGGUUUUUCGCAGAGUGCGCAGACUUGGUGCAGAAGCGGCUUCACACGUUCUAUCCGCAGAAUAUCGUCCACAUUCUCGUGGGGCUGUCUGAGGCGGAGUACCUCUCGCACCCGGCUGUGCCGCUGCUUCUCGACAAGUGCGCAAAGAUCACGCCUGAGUUCUUCGCGGAGGACUGCGUGCAGCUGCUUUACAUCUUGGCGAAGCUCCCCCCGGAGCGCCGCGGGCCCGCUGCGCUCGUUCCCCUGCUGCUGCAGCAGCUGCAGAACAAAGUCCGCCUUUUUUGGUCGCUCGACAGCCCCGCCGUCUGCGAUCUGCUGGAAGCCGUCCACACACUCGGCGUCGCCGACGAACAGCUUCUGCACAUGACCAUGCGGCGGCUGGGUCACCUCAUCGACGCCUCUUCCCUCCGGGACUUUUUGCGCACGCUCGGCUGCCUCGCCUCCCUCUCCUCGGUCAACCGCCUGCUGCUGCGCACGCACAUCCACAGGAGGCAAAAAGUGCAAAAGGCGCUGAGCAACAAACUCGCGAUCCUCGCCAACGCAUGCGACUCUGGAGACGGCCGCGGCGCCGAGGCAGGGCGAGCGGACGCGCAGGGAGAGAAGGAAACGCGGAAGAGACGAAGAGACAUCCAGUCCAGGAUUGUCAUUCUGCACGCAUGCGCGAAACUUGGCUUCCACGACGAAAACGUUGCGCGAAUCCUGGACGACGUCCAGCAGGCCGUCGAGGUCGAGGGGCAGCUCCUGUCCCUUCCGGCGUUCUGCUACCUCGUCUGGGCCUUGGCUGAGACGAACGCGAAAAUCGGCUGGACGCGCUCCCUCCUGCGGUACGCCCUCCACCGGCGGUACAGCGGCGCGUCGGCGCCGCCGCUCCUUCAGCUGGUUCAGGACCGCGAAGCCUACGCCCGCAUGCACGACCUGGCUAGCUACGCAGGCGGCGAGCUGUUCCUUUCGUCGUAUUCGCCGGGCGAGGUCGGCGGUCGCGAAGGCGAGAGGCCGGCAGAAAGCGGCGGGAAGGAGGAGAGGAACGAGCCAGGAGGGCACGAGGAAGUACUCGCAAGAAGAGAAGAGGAAGCGAGCCGAGACAAGGAAGUCGGUCAAGCGCUGCUGAAGCUCGCUUUUGCAGCCGUCGUGUUGGGCGAGGAGGAGUUCCUCAUUCCUCUUCUCGAGGAAGCCGUCGAGCGGCUUCGCGGCGCGCUUCCCGUGGAGAUUUUGAACGCGCAACAAGUUUGUCUCCACGUGCGGGAUCUGGCCGCUCCGCCUCCGCGGCUGUCGCCCGCCCUCGCUGAAUGGAUUGAGACGGUACUUUCGACCCCGCGCUACGACGUCUUCUUUGAGUCGCCGCAGAAGUUCCGCCUGCUAGACCGCCGGCUCAGAGUGCGCGACUUCAAUUACGAUAAAUGGAUCACGGACCCCCUCAUCGAAAUGCGCGUGCCUCACAAAAGCACGUUCGUUGUGUCGAAUAUCUACCGCGUCAGCGCGGCGUUCCCCCUAGAGAAGCAUCUUAUUGACGUCUUAACGUUCCAGGAUCUCCUCUGUCCGUCGAAUUGCCCGUCCGGGACCGCGGAGUUGCGGCAGCGCCAGCUUUCCCUCCUGGGGUGGACGGUUCACUCAGUUCACCUGCGUUCUCUGUACAACGCCCUGGCGCACCACAACCUUCGCUACUUGGUGUCGAGUAUCGCGGCGAGCUUCAGUGAAGAGGCGAGGCAGUGGGUGACCUUCCGCGCCGGUCCCGCGCUGGAGGGCGAACGGGAAGGAGAGAAGGGGAGCGUGGACCUAUGCGCAAGAGACGGGGUCGCCUCAAAGCAGCAGCGCGGCGCGUCGGGCGAUGCAGCGGAACAAAACGGCCUCACGUCUCAGCCAGAUAUUUUCGAGCUGGUUGACGACGAAGCGUGCAAUGGCUCCCGCAGUGGACUCCGGGAUCCCUGGGGAGGAGUAAAGUCCCUCAGUGGGGGUCAGCGCAUCGUUCGCAGGUCGACGGCGAGACCUGAAGCGAUUCAGGAACUAAGGAUGGUGGACGCCGACCGCGAGCUUCAAGGCCAAGUUUCUACGAGUGUGUCAGGAGAGAGUGGCGAAAAUGACGCACUAGAAGAGGCCUACCGACGUGUCAUAUCCAAGUCUUGA